Molecule: messenger RNA, 480 nt
Organism: Acaulospora morrowiae
Lineage: Eukaryota; Fungi; Glomeromycota; Glomeromycetes; Diversisporales; Acaulosporaceae
Source: the annotation of a GenBank genome assembly
AUGAGUUAUAGCAGAGUAUUUCAAAGCAAUAAUCCUUCAGGUCUACGAGAUAGGUUAAGCGAAUAUGGUGAAAAUUAUAUUGUUAACAAUAUUAAAACGUCAGAAGCAUGGUUAUGGUUUGCAAAUUAUUAUCCACCAAAAUAUAUACGUAAGCGUUUAUUAAAAUUAGGAUAUGAAGUAAAUAAUAGAGAUUACUGGGAAAAUUUUGUAUUUCGUAUCAAAAAUAAUUUAACCAGCCAUAAACAAAUAGGUAAUGACCCUGAAUAUAGAAAUUUUAAAGUUCAAUUAGCAUUGUAUAAAAAGAAUCGUGCAUCAUUAAUUAUCCAGCAGACAUAUCGUUUAUGGAGAAGACAAAUUAAUUCCGCUAAAAUAAUUCAGCAUGCAGUAAUUGAAUGGCUCUAUCGACCAGGCGGAUUAUUUAUGAAACAAGCCGAAGAUCGAUAUCAUCAACGGACAGAAAAGAGAAUACCACAUGGUUGA